AUGGAGUUACAUGAACUUAUAACUAAAGGUCCUAGGCCGGAUGGGUGUAGAGAGGUAAUGGUGGCUGAUCUUAUUGAUCAGGCAAACAGGUGUUGGAAUGUGGAUCUUAUCCAAUCUAUUUUUCAGCCAGUGGACAGGGAUGUAAUUCUGAAAAUUUCCUUAAGACUUUUUCAAGGUGAAGACAAGAGAAGGUGGGGGGUUACUAAAGAUGGUCUCUUCUCAGUCAAAUCGGCUUAUAAGCUGCUUUCAAAGUUGGAAGAGGAAGGUCAAUCGACUAGGGCGUCUUCGUCGAGAUCUAGGCCUUGGGAGAGUAUUCCUAAUGCUGUUUGGAAUCGUGUUUGGUCCAUUCAGACGUUCCCAAAGAUUAAGGCCUUUCUCUGGCGUGUUUGCAAUGAAGCUAUUGCCUUUGGUGUGGGUUUAAGUCAUAGGAAUGUUAAUAUUAACCCUAUCUGUGUUAGAUGUGGAGUCCAUCAGGAGACGGGCGAUCAUAUUCUCUUGGGUUGCUCCUUUGCCCGUUGUGUGUGGUUUGGUAGUUCUCUUCAAUUUUCUCCUCCGGAUAACCCUUCUUUGAUUGACUGGAUUCGCAGUUGGGAGGUGUGGUUUAGACAGGACAAGAGGCUUGCUCGUGAAGCUCUCUCUAAGGCUGCGUUCAUUUGCUGGUAUCUCUGGCGUGCGAGGAAUGAGUUAUCUCUUAAAGGAAUUAUUUGGACUCCUUCUGAAGUUCUGCAGCUUGCGGAGAAGGCCUACUUGGAGUUUUCAGGUGCAGUUAAUGGUCUUGUCGUUUGCCCUCAGGAUGGUGAGAUUGGGAUCUCUCGUAUUUGUUCUCAGUGGCACCCCCCUCCGGGGGAACUGUUGGCCAUUCGCCAUGCCCUCAAGCUUGCUCUAGAUUUGGGUGUUGAUAACCUUCUAGUGCAAUCGGAUUGCAAGGAUGCUAUUUUGUUCAAUGAGGAGAAGAAAUCGCCGGAUUGGGAAGUGGAAGGCCUAGUUACUGAUGUUGUUAGGCUGAAAUCUUCUUUUGUUUCCAUUUCCUUCUCUUUCAUUUCUAGGGCUAUGAAUAAUGUUUCGGAUGCCCUAGCCAAGAAGGCCCUGUCUCUUGAGUACUUGACAGAUUAG
Molecule: messenger RNA, 1113 nt
Organism: Telopea speciosissima
Lineage: Eukaryota; Viridiplantae; Streptophyta; Magnoliopsida; Proteales; Proteaceae
Exons: 2
Coding region: 1-1113 (370 amino acids)
Molecular function (GO): RNA-DNA hybrid ribonuclease activity; nucleic acid binding
Source: RefSeq, a predicted model, not a curated record